Nothoprocta perdicaria is the source of this 5738-nucleotide messenger RNA. RefSeq names its product terminal uridylyl transferase 7 (gene TUT7). Bases 403 to 5040 code for a protein of 1545 amino acids. The record is from RefSeq and is a predicted model, not a curated record. Lineage: Eukaryota; Metazoa; Chordata; Aves; Tinamiformes; Tinamidae. Gene Ontology annotation, molecular function: RNA uridylyltransferase activity; zinc ion binding; nucleic acid binding. The transcript is spliced from 29 exons.
AGCCCAAAGGGCGGACACCGCAGCGCCUUCCCGCUGUGGGCUGGGUAGCGAGCCCACCGCGUGCGCCCGAAGGGCUCCCGGGCGCCUGGGGCAGCUCCCUCCCCGCGGGAGCGCCUCACUGACAGAACGUGCGCGGGAAAGGCCCCGCUGAGAGAGCGUCGCUGCUUGCGGACAGGUAUCCUCCGUGUUUCUGCCGCUCGUAAAGAGCAAACAGCUUCUUUGCUGAAGAGAGGGAUAAGUAAUGAGGCUUCAAGACUGUCGAAAGCAGGUACUGAGGUUUCUGAAAGUGCCUUUAAGGCCUGCAGGGUUAAAAGGCGUCUAAAUUUAAAGUCAGACACCCUAUUAGAGACUGCAGAAACAUCUCCUAUUUAACUGCUUAUGUUUGUAGGUAUGAGUCAUUGAAUGGCAAUGACAAUGGGAGAUGCUGCAAAACCCUGCUUUGCCAAACAAAAUAAGGAGAAGGAAUUUCUGCAUGAAGAAGAGUUAAAAGGGAAUCCCCUACAUACAGACUACCAAGUCAUGGAUGAUGGUGCAAAUGGUCAUAGCAAUAAAAUAGAUAUCAGCACUCAGAAGAAAAAGGCAACACCAGCUCAUUAUGGAAAUAGUCCCAGACGAGGCCCACGUAGUGCUUUGAAUAGCCCAAAUUCACUUAAAAAUAUCAAUCACAACCAAACGUCAAAGUUACUUGAAAUGCAAAAAGAGCAAGUGAGGAAAUGGAUAUCUGAUGACCAUCGUGGUAAUUCUGACAGUUGGAGAGAGCACAGAUCUGCAGUCUGGAUUCCCACACUUAAUCGGACAAGAAAGGACUCUUUUCAGGAAGUUGAAGGUGCAGGAAACAGAAAUGUAAGAAGACAACUUCAGAAGGAUUCAACAAGUGAAGACAUUUCAGACAUGCAGAAAGGAGGCUCUGAAAUCAAGAAACAUCGGAAACCAAGGAGAUCAAGAAGAACUAGAAAAGAUGAGUAUGAUCAAGAUGAAGAGGUGGAUGCUCCAGUCAUAGAUGAAUCUCUGCUGUCGGCAAAGGAACUUCUCGGGUUGCAGCAGGCUGAGGAGAGAUUGAAGCGAGACUGCAUCUAUAGACUGAAGAAGCGACCCCGAAGCUAUCCAUCAGCGAAAUACACAUGCAAAUUGUGUGAUAUUUUGAUUGAGUCAGUGGCUUUUGCUCAUAAGCACAUGAAAGAGAAAAGACACAAGAAAAGUGUAAAGGAAAAGCAAGAGGAACUACUGUUGACUGCCCUGCCUCCUCCAACACCUUCCCAAAUACGAGCUAUUGGUGUUGCCAUUGAAAAUGUAGUGCAAGAGUUUGGUCUAAAUAAUGAAGAUUUAGAAGAAAGGCUCAAAAUUAAAACGACAAUGGAAAAUUUGCUGCAUCAGAACUUGCCAGAGAGCUCAUUAAGAUUGUAUGGCUCCUCCUGUAGCAGAUUUGGUUUCAAAACAUCAGACAUAAACAUAGAUAUCCAGUUUCCUGCCAACAUGGCUCAACCAGAUGUUCUUUUACUUGUGCAAGAAAGUCUAAGGAAUAGUGAAUCUUUUAUUGAAGUUGAAGCAGAUUUCCAUGCUAGAAUACCAGUGGUGGUGUGCAGAGAAAAACAAAGUGGUCUUACUUGUAAAGUAAGUGCUGGGAAUGAGAAUGCUUAUCUGACCACAAACCAUUUGGCUACUCUUGGGAAACUGGAACCUACAAUAGUACCUUUAGUGAUUGCCUUCAGGUACUGGGCAAAGCUGUGCUGUGUUGAUCGUCCUGAAGAAGGAGGCUUGUCACCUUAUGUAUUUGCUAUAAUGGUUAUCUUCUUUCUGCAACAGAGGAAAGAGCCAUUUCUACCUGUUUAUUUCGGAUCAUGGGUUGACGGAUUCUCAUUAAGCAAAUUAACAAAUUUUAGUCUUAAAGAAGUGGAAAAUGAUACUGUGGUUUGGGAGCAUAAUGCUCUUGAUGAUUCUGAUACACCAAAGGAAACUUCUCCUAAAAAGGGCAAGGUUCCCUUAGUAUUUGAUGAAGGACACCAGUGUUCAGCACCAGUUGGUCAGCUGUGGGUAGAGCUGCUUCGUUUCUAUGCCUUGGAGUUUAAUUUGGCUGAUUUGGUUAUUAGCAUACGACUUAAAGAAACCGUAUCUCGUGAAUUAAAGGACUGGCCGAAAAAGCGCAUUGCUGUGGAAGACCCAUAUUCAGUUAAAAGGAAUGUAGCAAGAACUCUGAACAGCCAGCUAGUGUAUGAGUAUACUCUUCACUGCCUGAGAGCAACAUACAAGUAUUUUGCCUUGCCUCACAAAAAAAACACCAAGUUCAACAAAAAAAUUCCUCCAAAUGUCACCAAGGAGAAUUCUCAUACACAGGACCCUGGAGGAGAUGCUAUAAAGCAUGCAAAUUCUGAAUUGCAGAACUUGAAUGGCAAAACAAACCCAGCAAUAGUAGAAGACUGCAGAGUCGACAAUACAGGUAUCCCUCAAACACACAGAAUUGAUCCUUCAAAACUAUGUGAUGGCUCAGAAAGCUUAACUGAAGAAGAACUGGCUGAUGAUACAAGUCAUUUGGAAAUUGCUCAUGAAGAUUCAGACUGUGUAAUUGAAGAAAUUAUUUCUGGAGAAAAUGAAGAUUUUAAACCAAGUUGUGAAGAGACAGAGAGUGGGAAUGAAGAAGAAGAAUAUGAGGAAGAACAUGAACAAGAAAGAAGGUGGAAUAACAACUUGAUGACUACCUAUCAUGUAAUAGACGAUGAUAGUGAAAGUGGAGAGCUCCCUGUUACAGUGAAUGAUCACGAUAUAGAAACAUGCAGUACUUCAGACUUGGAAGGUUUUCAGAACGCUAUUUUUACAGAGAGUGAUGAGUUUGGCUUAGAGUGCAGUGGGAUAACGGAUGGCAAGAUUGAUGUUGAUGAGGAGAGUACUGAAGGUACUGAUGAACUGGAUGAAUCCCCAAACAAAUUUGUCCCUUCAACACAGAAUCAAAUACCUGAAGUGAUGAACUCGGAUGAUGAAGAUGAAGAGGAAGAAGAACAAAGUCUUCCAAACCAGGCAAAGUGUGAUGAUACUAGAAGAGCUGAAGGUGAACUAGAUAACAUAUACACCGGGGAUGAGGACGCAAUGUCUGAGGAGGAGGAGGAGGAUUUGUCUCUCCCUAUUAAGUAUAAAGAAAAGCAUCUAAAAGAAAAUAUGGAUGGACCAGUGAGGAUUGAUUUGAGUCAAGAGGAUCUUGCAGAGAGAAGUGCUUUUGAAGAGAACAUGGCUAUAGAACAGUGUUCAGACUCUGAACUUUUUUAUGAAUUCAGUAAACCAGCUUUUACAAAGGGCAAGUCUCCUACAAUAGUAUGUAGCUUGUGCAAACGGGAAGGUCACUUAAAGAGAGAUUGUCCAGAAGACUUCAAAAAGAUUGAGCUAGACCCACUGCCAACGCUGACACCGAAAUUUUCAUUUAUUUUAGAUCAAGUUUGUAUCCAGUGUUACCAGGAUUUUGCUCCAAAUAUUAUAGAGGAUCAGGCUCGGGAACAUAUAAGACAAAAUUUAGAAAACUUCAUUAGACAGGACUUCCCAGGAACUAAGCUGAAUUUGUUUGGCUCAUCCAAAAAUGGUUUCGGCUUCAAACAAAGUGACCUUGAUAUCUGCAUGACUAUUGAUGGACUGGAAACUGCUGAGAGCCUUGAUUGCAUCCGAAUCAUUGAAGACUUAGCAAAAAUUCUCAAGAAACAUUCAGGUCUAAGAAAUGUCUUGCCUAUAACAACUGCUAAAGUCCCCAUAGUCAAAUUCUUCCAUGUCAGAAGUGGUCUUGAAGUAGACAUCAGUUUAUAUAACACACUGGCCUUGCAUAAUACAAGACUUCUGUCAUCAUAUGCAGCCAUCGAUCCUAGAGUAAAAUACCUGUGCUACACAAUGAAAGUCUUUACAAAGAUGUGUGAUAUUGGAGAUGCAUCUCGAGGUAGCCUUUCUUCUUAUGCAUAUACUCUCAUGGUGCUUUAUUUUCUUCAGCAAAGAAAUCCACCUGUUAUCCCUGUUCUUCAAGAGAUCUACAAAGAACCAAAGAAGCCUGAAAUUUUAGUUGAUGGCUGGAAUGUUUAUUUCUUUGAUAAGUUAGAAGAGUUGUCUGUUAUUUGGCCAGAAUAUGGCAAGAACACUGAAUCCAUUGGGCAGCUGUGGCUUGGACUUCUCCGUUUCUACACCGAGGAUUUUGAUUUUAAAGAGCAUGUCAUAUGCAUUAGGAGGAAAAGUCUGCUCACAACUUUCAAAAAGCAGUGGACUUCCAAAUACAUUGUAAUUGAAGAUCCCUUUGAUCUGAACCAUAAUCUUGGAGCUGGAUUAUCCAGAAAAAUGACAAACUUUAUAAUGAAGGCUUUUAUCAAUGGGAGGAGGGUAUUUGGUACCCCUAUAAAAAUAUUUCCUAAAGAAUAUCCAUCAAAAAUGGAGUAUUUCUUUGAUCCAGAGGUACUGACAGAAGGAGAAUUAGCACCAAAUGAUAGAUGCUGCAGAAUUUGUGGUAAAAUUGGACAUUUCAUGAAAGAUUGUCCCUUGAGAAGAAAACUGAGGCGACGGCAGGAUUUUGAAGAUACCAUAAACCAAAGGUACGCAGAAAACAAAGAGAAAAGAAGCAAAGAGGACAAAGAAAUUCAGAAUAAAGCAAUAGAAAGAGAGAGCUCAGUUAAGGAGGGAAAAUCAGAGCUAUGUACACCUCCAAAGAGCAAACUAACAAGGGCAUCACUGGAAGUUGGAAGAGACAAAGCUCUCAGGCAAUCAGCAGAAAAACGGAAGCGCCUGGAAGACAGAGACUUGAGAGAAAAACGUUGUUUUAUCUGUGGAAGAGAAGGCCACAUUAAAAAAGAAUGUCCACAAUAUAAAGGAGCUACAGGUAGUUCAAAACCCGAAGUGUCGUGUGGACCUCUUUCUUUACCCAGUGCUGCAAAAUAUGCUGGUAGAUUAAAUCAGGGAAUGCUUAUGCAUGAAGAAAAAAAGAAACAAAAAGGAAAAGUGUUUUUGAGUCCCCAGUCAGGCAGCCUUUCCAAUAAAUACAUGACUCAGGGAAAAGCCUCACAGAAGAGGACCCAGCAAGAAUCAUGAGGGAUAUGAAGCACUGCAAUACAGGCCAUUCAUUCAUUCUUAAAACUUUUUUGUUUCACCCUUUGGCUAAAACAUCUGGAUUCACAGGACAGCAGCAUAAAUGAUCUUCAACUUCAAAAAAAAUGGAUAUUUUAUCUAAGAUGGCUAGUUCAAAAUCUCUGGAUUUUAAUAUUGUCACUUCCAUGGAACCCUACUCUUAAAUAGAUUGCUUGAGUAUUUUAAUAGAAAGCCAUGAUGUUUAGUAUUUGUUUACUAGGUAAAACAUGUAGAUAAGGGCAGGUACUUAAAAAAUGGACCAUUUUCAAGGUUUUAUCAUUCAACCUGAUCCUUUCAAAAUGCACUAAAACUGUGUGCAAGCCAAAUAAAUGAUCUAUUUUCUUCAAAAAUGGAUUUUUUUGAAGGAGGAAAUAGUAUUUAUUAAUAUUGAUUGCUUACUGAAUCCUUAUGUAAAAGUAUUUGAAAUGUUUGUAAACUUCUACAACUGUGUUUGCAAACCUUUUCUUCUGUAGACAACUGAAAACAUGGGCAUAAGUAAACUUAUUUAAAAAAAAUCUAUAUGCAAGAGUCAAGCAAAGACAGUGCUCUUUUGUUUGUUUGUGUUUGUGGGAUUUUGUUUUGGUUUGGUUUUUUUUUUUGUUUUUUAAUAAUAUCCUGUAUGUGAUUUUAUGAGAGUUCAUUUGCUGCUGUGUUUGUGUACA